AUGGAAUUCCGAAUUGAACUGUGUCCCAUGCACCAGCUGGCUGAGGCAAGGGAUCAAGACGACAACUGGACCGGGUUAAUGGACAGGGCAGCCAGGCGCAAGAGACAGUAUCGUCUAAAUUCGCGAUCAUACAGAAAGAGAAGACUUUUACAAGACAAAUCGGCCCUGCAAACGGCUCAACCCGGAGCCCAUCUUCUCUCGUCCUCCUCAGCAGUAGAGCAGACGAUUACUCAUAAUCUUGAGAGUCUGGGGUUUACCUGGCGAUGCGUUCAUCGCACGCGCCACGCUUCUGGUGCCUCGGGAUCAUCUCCAAAAUGCGUAAUUGCUACUGCGCCUUCAUUCACGCCAUUUCGCCUGGACGGGAGUACAGUGAUGCCACUAUCUUCUGACCAUCUAAUUCCCCUCGUGCAAUUCAAUGCGUUUCGCGCCACGUUAACAAACUUGACGCUUCUAGAUGUAGCGCAUCUCAUCCCGCGUGAGUGCAACAUUGCCGAUGCUCUGCGCAAUGCACCGCUCUUUAAUCUUCCGCCGGUACUGCCGCCUUCACUGGCACCAACCGCGCUCCAGCAAUUUGUGCCACAUGAUACGUGGAUUGAUCUUCUUCCUGACGCCACUAUGCGUGAUAACGCUAUUCGUACCAUGGACAUGUUCUGCGCCGAAGAUAUAUGUGGCGAUAUGCUUGGGAAUCCUCGCCAAGGAAGAAACACUAUCGAGUUGACUGGAGUCUUGGUCUGGGGAAAUCCGUGGGAUGUCAGCGGCUGGGAGAUGACUAAUGGUUUCUUGAAGAAGUGGGGGUUUCUACUCAAAGGCUGCUGGGAGGCCAUGGCAGCGACAAACUAUUGGAGAGCGCAGAGGGGAGACGAGCCGCUUGUCUUCGAGAUUUCAUAG
Trichoderma gamsii is the source of this 888-nucleotide messenger RNA. RefSeq lists its product as hypothetical. The transcript is spliced from 3 exons. The record is from RefSeq and is a predicted model, not a curated record. NCBI's taxonomy places the organism in Eukaryota, Fungi, Ascomycota, Sordariomycetes, Hypocreales, Hypocreaceae. Bases 1 to 888 code for a protein of 295 amino acids.